AUGGUUUCUUUCCCUGACAAUCGAUUUCAACUCCGAGACCAUGGAAUAACUGGAAACCUUGGUUUAAACAAUACAGAACUUUCUUAUAGCCCAGAGAUCCAAAAUAAUGCGGUACACGGGAAUGUUACUAACGGCUUUGUCCCUGGUACGAUGCCAUACAGUUAUAACUUGGAAUUGCCGCUUGAAUAUACGCCUGAAAACGUAAUAGAUGGUGAAGAAACGGUGAAGGCUAGUCCAUAUUCCUUUCACCAAGUUGAUCAAGCAUAUAACAACGAUGGAAUUUUUGACUACAAUCCUCCUUGGAAUCCGCUCCUAGCAUCGAAUUCAGAGCAUCAGUCUAAUCUCCUAAGUGCAUGCACCUUUAUCAGCGCUCCAAAUUUAGAAAAUGAUUUUGAUCACCAGUACUUUUCGCAUUUGGGAGGGCAAUUCACUGAGGACACCGCUAGUUCAAAGGAAUGCUCCAUAUCUUCUCCGGUAUUGAAAUACAGGUUAUCAACAAGGCCAGACUUAAUGUAA
Molecule: messenger RNA, 516 nt
Organism: Talaromyces proteolyticus
Lineage: Eukaryota; Fungi; Ascomycota; Eurotiomycetes; Eurotiales; Trichocomaceae
Exons: 1
Coding region: 1-516 (171 amino acids)
Source: RefSeq, a predicted model, not a curated record